Hemiscyllium ocellatum (epaulette shark) is the source of this 826-nucleotide messenger RNA. RefSeq names its product cyclic AMP-responsive element-binding protein 3-like protein 4. Lineage: Eukaryota; Metazoa; Chordata; Chondrichthyes; Orectolobiformes; Hemiscylliidae. The transcript is spliced from 6 exons. Gene Ontology annotation, biological process: regulation of transcription by RNA polymerase II. Gene Ontology annotation, cellular component: nucleus. Gene Ontology annotation, molecular function: RNA polymerase II cis-regulatory region sequence-specific DNA binding; DNA-binding transcription factor activity, RNA polymerase II-specific. The record is from RefSeq and is a predicted model, not a curated record. The coding region runs from base 8 to 826 and encodes 272 amino acids.
GCUGGGCAUGCGCAGUGAUGGAGGUGCUGGUUUGAGAAGAAUGAUUGCUGACGAUGAGGAGGUCCUGGGUGUUUACUAUCAGCAGGACAGUGUAUUCCUGGAAAGUGGAUAUUCUGCCUCAAACAGCUUGUAUCCUGGUCAGGAAGAUAAUGACACCGCUUCGGAAAAGCUUCUGGAGGAGUGGGCACUUCCUACAGCCCCUGUGAGUGGCUCAGUGAAGGGUCUGAACGAGAGUGAAUCCGAAGACAUGUUCCAGACAAUGAUUAAUCCAAAUGAGGUUCUGAGCAGCUCAAUGACCACCCUCGAAGCAGCUUCAGAGACAGACAGUGGAAUUUCAGAUGACCACCGUCCAGAGACACCUCAGCCAACUGAGCAGGGACCUGACACUGGGGCAGGGCAGAGCACGCUCUACCAGCUCGUAUACGGAGUCAGCAACAUCAAAACCCAGGGAGCAGCCAGUCCCAGUGACCUGGUCUCCAUUGAGCUCGGGGGCUGGAAUACAGCAAUGCUGCUCCCUGACGCCUGUAUUGUGGACAGUGCGACUGUUGUAACGGGCUGUGUGAAAAGACCACUCAGUGUGACGGACAGUGACAGUGAAACUGCUGACUGUCUCGGGCCUUACCCUGAUCUGAUACUGACUGAGGAGGAGAAGCGACUGCUCACUCAGGAGGGUAUCGUGCUGCCCAAUAACCUACCCCUGACCAAGGCUGAAGAGCGGAUUCUGAAGAAGGUCCGGAGAAAGAUCCGGAACAAACAGUCAGCGCAAGAGAGUCGCAGGAGGAAGAAGGAAUACAUCGACGGCUUGGAGAGCAGGUGGGGGUCAUGA